Molecule: messenger RNA, 1894 nt
Organism: Oryzias melastigma (Indian medaka)
Lineage: Eukaryota; Metazoa; Chordata; Actinopteri; Beloniformes; Adrianichthyidae
Product: zinc finger and SCAN domain-containing protein 2-like
Exons: 2
Coding region: 140-1129 (329 amino acids)
Biological process (GO): regulation of transcription by RNA polymerase II
Molecular function (GO): RNA polymerase II cis-regulatory region sequence-specific DNA binding; DNA-binding transcription factor activity
Source: RefSeq, a predicted model, not a curated record
CUUGCCAACGCUCGAGCGUGCCCCCAAUGCAUUAUGGGACGUAAACACAAAGAGGUGCUAGCAGCGUUAGCUUGUCCCCGUGCCUCGGCGGUGUUUUUCUUAAGCUUCGCGCGUGUUUUUGUCACCAGCUGCAGUGAAAAUGACUUCCGUCCAGUCUCUCCGAGAGUUCAUCAGUGAGCGCCUGACUGCUGCCGCGGAGGAGAUCUGCAGUCACUUCGAGGGAACCAUCGUCCAGUACGAGGCGGAGCUCAGCCGCCAGCGCAGACUGCUGGACAUCGUGCUGAAGCCGCAGAUCCAGGCGCAGACCACAGUUCUCCCUCAGUAUUAUCUGAGGAACCAGGACAAGAACUCCAGUGUGGAUCAGAGAGACGCAGAACCUCCACAGAUUAAAGAGCAAGAGGAGGAGGUCUGCAUCAAUCAGGAUGAAGAACAGCUUGAUCUGAAGGAGGAACAUGAUGAUUUGAUGGUGACUCCUUUUUAUGACGAAACCGAGCCCAGAGAGGAACAUUUUGACACCGAGCAGUUCCAAACUGAGAUCUUUAAAGACGCUCAGGAUGAGGAAGACCUACAGGAAGCAUCAACAUCAACCACAGAUGGAGAGACGGAACCUCAGAGCAGCAGAAGCGACAGACUCAGAAGAAACAUCAAAGUGGAGGACAGCUCUGACACAAGUCCAUGUGAUCCCCACUCUGAGGUGAUGUCCGAAAACCCCGAGGUUUUUGGGAAAACCUUCAAGAAGACUCUAAUGAAAAAACAGAAAACCAAAACAACUAAGCGGUUUUUCUGCAAACUGUGUGGAAAAAGUCUGACCACCGCGAAGAGCCUGCGGCGCCACAUCACCAUCCACACCGGAGAGAGGCCGUUCUUCUGCAUACAGUGCAGCAAAAGCUUCAGCCACAGCUCCUACCUCCGGAGCCACAUGAGGACGCACUCCGGCGCCCGGCCGUUUCCCUGUAACCUCUGCGGUAAAACGUUCACCCGGCGGUCCCAUCUCAACCGGCACAUCAUCAUCCACACGGGGGAAAAGCCCUUCUCCUGCCACGUCUGCUUUCAGAGUUUCAGCAGAAGAGAGCAGCUGACCGGUCACGCCAGGAAACACGCCGGCACGGAGGAUGACAUCAGCCGAUAGCUGCGUUUUAAGGUCAUUCGUGUUUGUGGGUGGAUCCUAAACCUGUCUGAUGAGUCCGUUUGCAAAGUUGGUUCAGAAUGAGGAUAGUAGCUAUUCUUAUUUAAUGUUAUUACUUCAUGGACUAAUCUGGGACAGCAAGUCAUCAAAGAGAGAUGGAAGUACCGCUGAAAGCGCCGUCAUUCAGAUGCAGCUCCUGCAGUAGACAGUGAAGCUCGCCGCUCUGGGAGAGUCUCUGGAUGAUCUCAUGAACCCAAACAUGAGGAGACGCCGUUACAGAUAACAAUAAUAAUAAACCUGAUCUCUCAAUGUCAUCCGUGUCUUCCAUGCAUUGUAAAUAAGAUGGUCAGUCAAUGCUUCCAUGUAAUAAUCAGGCUAAAACCUUGUGGCGAUAGCUCCUCCCACACACACCAGAAGCAUCAGCUUACUAACAAAUCUUUGGACAAUAGUUGAGCAGCAAAAGAAAUGAGGCUGGAUAUGAAUUUGACACGUUUAAUGUGAAGGCAGCGUUACUCAAAUGUGAACAUUUCUGAUAAAACCGACCCAGCAAGCCCUUAACUUGUGCAAGUACUUAAAAGCAGCCGGUGACAAUGUAUGAGAUACUGCUUUCUGUAGUAGUUCAUCUUUGCCUUAUAAGCAAAAUUACUUAACUUCUAAAUAAACCCAUAGAGAUGUAUUUUUAUUUGUGGAUUUUCUCUUUGUUUAUAUGUAGAACGUCAAAGGCUGCUUCUGUGUUAAUAUUGUAGGGUUACUUUAAAUUUAUGUUUC